This is a messenger RNA of Sardina pilchardus (European sardine), 573 nucleotides long. RefSeq lists its product as uncharacterized. The record is from RefSeq and is a predicted model, not a curated record. The transcript is spliced from 2 exons. The coding region runs from base 1 to 573 and encodes 190 amino acids. NCBI's taxonomy places the organism in Eukaryota, Metazoa, Chordata, Actinopteri, Clupeiformes, Clupeidae.
AUGCGGGUGGUGCAGGUGUCUCCAGCAGGUGACCCAUCUCCCUCCAUCACCGCCCACUCCAGGCAGGAGCGCCGGGCUUCAGCCCUGAACACCAACACCACUACAGCCCUGAACACCACUACAGCCCUGAACACCAACACCACUACAGCCCUGAACACCAACACCACUACAGCCCUGAACACCCUGAACACCCUGAACACCACUACAGCCCUGAACACCAACACCACUACAGCCCUGAACACCACUACAGCCCUGAACACCACUACAGCCCUGAACACCACUACAGCCCUGAACACCAACACCACUACAGCCCUGAACACCAACACCACUACAGCCCUGAACACCACUACAGCCCUGAACACCAACACCACUACAGCCCUGAACACCACUACAGCCCUGAACACCAACACCACUACAGCCCUGAACACCACUACAGCCCUGAACACCAACACCACUACAGCCCUGAACACCAACACCACUACAGCCCUGAACACCACUACAGCCCUGAACACCACUACAGCCCUGAACACCAACACCACUACAGCCCUGAACACCAUAAAAAUGCUGCUCUAA